GACAGACAAGGAAGGACCAGCUGCGACUUGGGGAAGAAAGCCCACCGCCCAGGCCUUGAGAAACUACUCAGUUUCUCCAGUGCUGCUGUUUGUUAUCAGGCCGGUGUGCGCGUUUCUUCCCCGCAAGGGUGGGAACUACACCUUCAUGGCUGAGGUGAAGGUAAAGCUGCAGCUGCCGGACGCGGAUCCGGUAGAAAUAGAAAACAGGAUUAUAGAAUUAUGUCACCAGUUUCCUCAUGGAAUCACAGACCAAGUAAUUCAAAAUGAAAUGCCUCAUAUAGAGGCUCAGCAGCGGGCAGUGGCAAUCAAUAGACUGUUGUCUAUGGGUCAGUUGGAUCUCUUAAGGAGCAAUACAGGCCUUCUCUAUAGAAUAAAGGAUUCUCAGAAUGCUGGUAAAAUGAAGGGAUCAGAUAACCAAGAAAAACUAGUAUACCAGAUCAUAGAAGAUGCAGGAAAUAAAGGAAUAUGGAGCAGAGAUAUCCGGUAUAAAAGUAAUUUGCCAUUAACAGAAAUUAACAAAAUUCUAAAGAAUUUGGAAAGUAAAAAGCUUAUCAAAGCUGUUAAGUCUGUGGCAGCCUCAAAAAAAAAGGUAUAUAUGCUCUAUAACCUGCAACCUGACCGGUCUGUGACUGGUGGAGCCUGGUAUAGUGACCAGGAUUUUGAAUCUGAAUUUGUAGAGGUACUUAACCAACAGUGUUUUAAGUUCCUGCAAACCAAGGCAGAAACAGCACGAGAAAGCAAACAGAAUCCAAUGAUACAAAGAAAUAGUUCUUUUGCAUCAUCACACGAAGUAUGGAAAUAUAUCUGUGAAUUGGGAAUCAGUAAGGUAGAGUUGUCCAUGGAGGACAUUGAAACCAUCUUGAAUACACUCAUCUAUGAUGGGAAAGUGGAGAUGACUAUCAUCGCUGCAAAAGAAGGCACAGUUGGCAGUGUAGAUGGACACAUGAAACUCUAUAGGGCAGUCAAUCCAAUCAUCCCACCUACGGGUUUGGUUCGGGCCCCCUGUGGACUCUGUCCGGUUUUUGACGACUGCCAUGAAGGUGGUGAGAUUUCGCCAUCCAACUGUAUUUAUAUGACAGAGUGGCUUGAAUUUUAAUACAGAGCUAUGAACUUUACUGACAUUUUGCAAAUAAAGUUACUUUGGGAGCAAAUAAAUAACUUCAUGCAUGAUGGAACAUCAAAUUCCAUUGAAAAUAAAUUUCACAGUAGUGGAUACAGACUUGCUGCUAUGAAAAUAUAUACUAUUUUAUCUAUGAAGAUUAAGCUUAUAUUGGUAAAGUGGUCAAGAGAAUAUAAAGCAGGUAAGGUUAGUAGUGAAAUCUCUUGUUCAGUAAAUAAAACACUCUGAAGUUCUGGAGGACAUCUUCUGAAGCCUUUAAGACUUGUGAUUGUUCAAGAAAAAAGAAGCCAACAGAUCCACAUAUAUCAAUGGAUAAUGGUUAUAGAGCCUAAAAAUGCCUGUUUUAAAGUUAUUUAUUAAGGUCUUCAUUGGCAAUUGCUUAUAUCUGGCUCACUAUCACUAUUUCUGUUUUCUCAGUGAUUCUGUUGGGAAGAAAUUAAAACAGGGAAUGCAGGAAUAGCAGAGCAGUGUACACAAAUUUGAGGUGUGAAGGGAGGAGAGAGUUGAAACAGCACUUUUCCAUAUAGUUAAUUCCUUUUUAUGUCAGAAAUAUUUUUCAGAGGAUUAUGCCACUGUAUUUACUUCAGCCUAAUGGUGAAUUAUGUUUUCAGUACAUAAAUGGUGUCAUAUUCAUGUUAAAGGAUUCUUUUCACUAGACCUUUGUUAGAGUUUUAGAAGUUCGUUCUGUGGCUCAGUUGUAUUACUUACUAGAAUUUUUCCCUAGAUUCUUUAACUGAAAUUAAAACUAAAAAUAACCAUUGCCCUCCACUCACACUUUAUUUUGGGGAGGGGUAACAUUCUUCUUUUCUUGUCUCCUUUUAAAUUUAUUUCCUUACUCUGUUCUAAAAAUCAUGGUGUAAUAUGUCUAAACUGAGCAGAAAGCCAUCAUAAUGGUCUUCAGUUCUAAUGGCACUUUAAAUUCCAGUGUUUAACCAUAUGGAAAACACUAGCUUAUUUGAUGUAGUUACACAGAAGUUAGCUAGAGGGCUUUUCAGGAUCUUUGUUGUAUUUUCCUUUUUAAUUCCAUUUAAAAGUUUCUAUGUCUCGGCCAAAAGCAUCAUACCAAAGAAAAGGAGUUCAAACUCAGCUACUCCUGAGGCUGACCUCAAACACCAGUUUGGAGAUACUCUAAGUGGGCAGCCAUCAGAAGAAUUAUUAUGUGAUAAAUGGGAUUAGUAAAGUCAGCCCAGUAACCAAUUUUUAGGAACUAGAUGAAUUCUGUGGUCAGCUGUAUAAAUUACUUUUUGAUGGCACUACUCUUAGAAACAAAGGUCAUUUUUUAGUAUUAGAGGUAGGUAUAGAGAUAUAGAUAUAGAUAUAGAUAUGAUACAGACAAUCUGGGAGCCUGCAACUGCAGGUUUCUCUUCUAUCCCCAGUGAGAGUUGGAAUGGUAAUACCAAUAUCUCUCCUUCCUGGGACCUGGUCUAUCACAGAGGCAUAGUCUUAUUUAAUAAGCAACCUAAACUUGGAGGAGAAUUAGAAUUGGAAAGCAGGAAACAGUUUCUUUUUAUAGCCAUUAUUGUUACUUUUCUUUUUUUAUUGUUCAGUUACAGUUGUCCCCAUUCCCACCUAUUGUUCUACCCCGCCCCAUCCAGCCUUCCUCACCCUGCCCUGCUCCCAGAGCCAUUCCUUACCCCAUUGUCCUUGUCCAUGAGUCCUUUGUACAUGUUCCUUGACUUGACCCUUCCCCUUGUUUCCCCCAUUAUCCCUAUUCCUCCUCCACUCUGGUCCCUGUCAAUUUGUUCAUUAUUUCCAUGUCUAUGGCUCUUUUGAUUACGUUCCACUUAUAGGUGAGAUUAUAAGGCAUUUGUCUUUCACUACCUGGCUUAUUUUACUUAGCAAAAUACUCAUUUCCAUCCAUGCUGUACUGAAGGGUAGGAGUUCUUUCUGCCUGUAGUAUUCCAACAUGUACAAUACCACCAUUUUUUAAUCUGAUUUACUGAUGGGCACUUGGGCAAUUUCCAGCACUUGGCUAUUGUAAAUAGUGCUGCUAUAAACAUAGGGGUGUGUAGGUUCUUUUGAAUUUGUGUUUCAGGAUUCUGAGGGUAUAAUCCCAGCAGUGGAAUUACUGGAUCAAAAGGGUAGUCCAUUUUCAGAUUUUUGAGGGAAUUCCAUACUGUUCUCCACAGUGGUUGCACCAGUCUGCAUUUCCACCAACAGUUACUAGGGUUCCCUUUUCUCCACAACCUCCCAGCACUUGUUUAUUGAUGUGUUUAUGAUGGCCAUUCUAACUGGUGUGAAGUGGUAUGUCAUUGUGGUUUUAAUUUGCAUCUCUGAUGGCUAGUGAUGUUGAGUGUCCUUUCAUAUGUCUCUGGGCCAUCUGUAUGUCCUCCCUGGAGGUAUCUGUUUAGAUCCUUUGCCCAAUUUUUAAUUGUAUUGUCUGUCUUCCUGGUGUGGAGUCAUGUGAGUUCUUUAUAUAUUUUGGAGGUCAAAUUCAUGUCUUAGGUAUCAUUGGCAAAUAUGUUUUCCCACACACUUGGUUCCCUUUUUAUUUUGCUGAUGUUUUCUUUAGCCAUGCAGAAGCUUUUUAAUUUAGUAUUGCCCCAUUUGUUUAUUCUUUCCUUCAUGUCCCUUGUGCCAGGGCAGAUAUUGGUGAAAAUGUUGCUGCAUGGGAUAUCUGAAAUUUUCCUGCCUAUGUUCUUUAGGACUUCUAUGGUAUCAUUUAUAUUUAAGUCUUUUAUGUAUCUUGAGUUUAUUUUUGUGUAUGGUGUAAGUUGGUGGUCGAGUUUCUUUCUUUCUUUUUUUUUUGCAUGUACCUGUCCAGAUCUCCUAAUACCUUGUAUCCAUGAGGCUACUUUUACUCCAUUUUAUGCUCCUGCCCCCUUUAUUGAGUAUUAAUUGAUCAUAGGGACAUGGGUUUCUUUCUGGGUUCUCUAUUCUGUUCCACUGAUCUUUGUGUCUGUCCUUAUGCCUGUACCAGACUGUUUUGAUUACAGCAGCCUUGUAACAUAGUUUGAUAUCAGGUAUUGUGAUCCUGCCUACUUUGUUCUUCUUUUUCAAAAUUGCUGAGGCUAGGACUUCCGCCAAGAUGGAAGCGUAGGUGGAAACACCUUGCGUCUGCGCACAACCAAAUCUAAAAACAACAAAGUUUUAACAACAAACGCAAUCAAACCACACAGAAAAUCAACAGUACGGAGUCCGAAAACAACAAAAUGCUCAGCUAAACCAGUAAGAGGGGCGAAGCCAGCAGCGGAGCAUGUUGGCCAAAAAGAUCCCCAACCGGGGUCGUGCACAAGCAGCCGGAGGCAUGGAUCCCAGGUGCGGGCUAGCUACCGGCAGACACCGGGAAGAGGCACGGCUGGCUGUCUGCGGUGAGUCGAGCAUUUGCUUGCAGAUAAACCAAUGAAGAGGCGAGCAUUGAGACCACAGGGCGCAGGGUAGCGGGCUCGCACAUUUCCGCUCAGAUCAACAGAGGGGGGCGAGCAGAGAGGACCGCCAUUGCUCCCUCUCUGGCCCCGCCCUGGUAAACAACUAAGGCUCUGCUCCUCAUACGUAACAGGCACAAACAGAUAAAAAUGUGGCUCAAGAACAACUCAGAGCCCAUAAAUCUAAGCGACCAAGAAAUAGCCAAACUUUCAGAUGCACAGUUCAAAACACUGGUGAUCAGGAUGCUCACAGAACUGGUUGAUUUGGGUCACAAAUUAGAGGAACAUAUGAAGGCUAAACUAAUUGAAAUGAAUGGAAAUGCACAGGAAACCAAUAGUAAUAGAAAGGAAACUGGGACUCAAAUCAAAGGAGUGGGCCAGAAAGAGGAAAAAAGUGACCAAACAGAAAAGGAUGAAGAAACAAGAAUUCAAAAAAAUGAGGAGAGACUUAGGAACCUCCAGGACAUGUUUAAACGUUCCAACAUCCGAAUUAUAGGGGUACCAGAAGGGGAAGAGGAACAACCACGAGUGAAAAACUUAUUUAAACAAAUAAUAAAGGAGAAUUUCCCCAAUCCGGCAAAGGCAAUAGACUUCCAGGAAAUCCAGGAAGCUCAGAGUCCCAAAGAAGUUGGACCCAAGAAGGAACACACCAAGGCACAUCAUAAUUAUAUUAGCCAAGAUUCAAAUGAAGGAGAGAAUUCUAGAAGCAGCAAGAGAUAAGGGGACAGUCACCUAUAAAGGAGUUCCCGUCGGACUGUCAGCUGAUUUCUCAAAAGAGACCUUAUAGGCAAGAAGGGGCUGGAAAGAGGUAUUCCAAGUCAUGAAAACCAAAGACCUACAACCAAGAUUGCUCUAUCCAGCAAAGUUUUCAUUUAGAAUGGAAGGACAGAUAAAGUGCUUCUCAGAUAAGAUCAAAUUCAAGGAGUUCAUCAUCACCAAGCCCUUAUUAUAUGAAAUGUUGAAGGGAUUUACCUAAGAAAAAGAAGAUAAAAAAGAUGGACAGUGAAAGGACAGCAAACUCAGUUAUUAACAACCACACCUAAAACAAAAGCAAAUUAAGAGGACAGCUAGAUCAGGAGUGAACCAUAGAAAUGAAGAUCACGUGGAGGAUUAGCAACAGGGGAGUGGGAGAAGUGGGGAGAAGGUACAGAAAAUAAGUAGCAUAGACAGUAGAUAAAAAAUAGGGGGGAGGGUAAGAAUAGUAGGGGAAAUACAGAAUCUAAAGAACUUGAGACAG
This is a messenger RNA of Artibeus jamaicensis (Jamaican fruit-eating bat), 5722 nucleotides long. It is a transcript of the gene POLR3F, whose product is annotated as RNA polymerase III subunit F. Gene Ontology annotation, cellular component: RNA polymerase III complex. Lineage: Eukaryota; Metazoa; Chordata; Mammalia; Chiroptera; Phyllostomidae. Bases 146 to 1096 code for a protein of 316 amino acids. Gene Ontology annotation, biological process: transcription by RNA polymerase III. The record is from RefSeq and is a predicted model, not a curated record. The transcript has 9 exons.